Messenger RNA from Hepatospora eriocheir, 2742 nucleotides. NCBI's taxonomy places the organism in Eukaryota, Fungi, Microsporidia, Hepatosporidae. The record is from the annotation of a GenBank genome assembly.
AUGAAAGAAACUAAAAUAUUGAUCAAGUCAGUUAAAUUAAAAAACUUUAUGUGUCAUAAAAACUUCAAAAUAGACUUUAGCAAGCCAAUUACUUGUAUAGGAGGUGUUAAUGGUUCUGGUAAGAGUGCAGUUAUGAUAGCAUUGGGAAUAUUAUUUGGUAAGACAGCUGCAUCAAUGGAAAGAGGUAAUAGUUAUAGAUCAUUGAUAAGAAGUGAGACACAGAUGGCAGUUAUAGAGGCAACAUUAAAUAACUAUCUUAACUUAAAAUCAAGUUUUUAUCAAGUACCAUAUGGUGAUGAAAUAACAAUAAUUAAACAAUUACAUUUCAAGGGAACAACAGAUAUUAAGGUGAUAAUAGAGGGUAAAGCAAAGCGUUUAAAAAAAUAUGAAAUGGAUAAUAUUAUGUUUGAGUAUGGACUUAACUUAGCUAAUCCGUUAAACUUUUUAACUCAAGAAGAGUCUAAGAAAAUAUUAAAUGUUAAAAAAACGAGUGAUCUUUAUGAUUUCUUUUAUGUGGGAACAGAAUUUAAGAAGUUGGAUGAAGAUAUUCGUAUAUGUGGAAUAGAAACAAAAGAGAUGAUAUCCAAAAUAACAGAAACUAAAAAUAAACAAGUAAUUUUAUCAAAACAAUUAGAGGUGUUAAAUAAGAACAUUGAUUUUAUGAAUCAGGAUUAUGAAAGUUUAUUAGAACAAGUUCAUAAAGAAGAACAAUGGCAUUUAAUAUUUGAAAUGGAGAAUGAGAAGAAAGAAUUAGAAACAAAACUAGAUAGAUAUCAAGCAGAAGAAAAUAUUCUUAUAAAUAAAAUUGAUAAAAUUUCUAAAGAACAAACACCACAACAAAAAUUAGCUGAUCUAACAGAAAUAAACAAUAAAAUUGAUAAAGUUGAAGUUGAUUAUGAAAAACUAACUAAAGAUUAUAAAGAUAUUGUAAAUCAGUAUGAAGAAAAGAAAAUUCAAUUAGAAAAAGUUAGACAACGUUCUAAUAAAAAACAAUUAGAAGAAGAAUUUGAUGAAUUAACUUUUAGUAUAAAUGAAGCAAAAAAUAAAAUUAAAGAGUUUGAAAAACAGAAUGAUGAUUUAAAUGAAAUGGUUUAUGAGGAGAAUCUUAAUAAUCAAAAUGUAAGUAAAGCUAGUGAUUCAAUCAGAAGAGAAUUACAUUUAAUAGCCAAUAAUAAUAGUAAUAAUCCAGCACUUGAUAAAGUAUUAAAAAGUUUUAAUUUAAUUAAUGAAGAAAUUAAAAGAAUGUCUUUUAAAGAUGAAGUUAUUGGACCAAUUGUUGAUUACAUUGAAUUAAAAGAACAGAAAUGGUAUAAAGCAAUUAGUGGUUGUUUAUCUAAAUCACUUAAUAAUUACAUUGUAUUUAAUAUUGAUGAUAGAGAAAAGUUAAAUCAGUUAUUUAAAGAAAAAAAAUUACAAUUUCCAAUUUUAUUACUUCAAUCAAAAAAUAAGUUUAAAAAUUUAAGAGAACCUUCAUCUCAGUAUAAAACAGUCUAUUCGGUAUUGAAAAUAAAUAAAGAUCCUAUAGUGAAUGCAUUAAUAACCUAUCAUAAUAUUGAACAAAUCAUUCUUAUUGAAGAUAGACAGGAAGCUUAUAAAGUAAUUGAAAGUCAGCCAACAAAUGUAGAUUGUGCUUUUAUUCUAACAGGUGAUAGAAUCAAAAUGAUAGGAAAAUAUCUAUCAGAUAAUAGAGAUAGGGAGAUGGGAUUUUAUUAUUUUGAAGAUUCUAAGAGCAGAGAAAAAGAUUUGAAAAACCAAUUAUCAAAUCUUAAAACAAAGAAUGAAUAUACAAAUUUGAGAAAAGAAUUAGAAAAUGAGAUUCGUAAUUAUCGUAAUGUUGUAAGAAAUUGUGAAAAUGAAUUAAAGAGAGUAACUCCUGAAUUAGACAGUUUUAAAAUUGUAAGAGAUGAAGAUUUAGACAUGAUGGAAAGAAAGAUGCAAAUUAUUAAUAAACAAAAAACUAAUAUGAAGUCUAAAAAGGAAAUAUUGCAUCAAAAUUUAAUUGAUCUAAAAAAUGAAAAAUCAAAAAUAGAAUCUCAAAAUGAUCAAAUUAAUGAUCAAAUCUCUAAUUAUUUUAAAGUUAAAAAUCAAAUGAUUAAUGAUGUAAGAGUUGAAAUGAGAAUGAUUGAGGAAAAUAAGAGGAUAGAUCAAAUUGCAUUGGAAGCUAAGAAAACUAAAAUUGAAAUAAAAUCUAAAGAGUUAGGCGCAAGAGCCAAUUUCAGAUCUAAAGAUAAAUUAAUGGAAGAUAAAAUUUUUCUUAAGCAAAAAAUAAUGGAAGUUAAAGAACUUGGCAAUAAAGAUUUAAUGAUUCAAAAUAAAGAAAAAUUAACAGAGGAAAUUCUUUUAUUAACUGAUAAUAUCAAUUCCUUUGAUAAUUUAUUAAAUGUUACUUUAAAUACAAUUAAUAUGAGAGAAGAAAAGAGGAAUGAAAUAAUCAAUGUUAAAACUAAAGAGGCAAUAAGAGAGUUUAAUAUUCAAACAAAUAAAAGUGGAUAUGAUGGUAGUUUAGAAUUUGAUCAUGUUAAUAAGUUACUUGAUCUUAAAAUGAGAGUGCAUAAUUCGUCCAUUUUAGGAAACAAAAAUACAUUAUCAGGCGGAGAAAGAUCAUUUGCUUCAGUUUGUUUUUUAUUAAGUCUUUGGAAAAGUUUUGUAUGUCCAGUUAAAGUUUUAGAUGAAUUUGAUGUAUUUAUGGAUCCUCUUAAUAGAAAAAAUGCUAUUAAAGCUUUAUUUGAUUUUGUAAAAUAA